Molecule: messenger RNA, 1437 nt
Organism: Naegleria lovaniensis
Lineage: Eukaryota; Heterolobosea; Eutetramitea; Acrasida; Naegleriidae
Exons: 3
Coding region: 1-1437 (478 amino acids)
Source: RefSeq, a predicted model, not a curated record
AUGUCCUAUGAUAUGAAUGCCCUGUUUUAUCCAACUUCGGAGGGCUGGAUUUCAAGCAUGGCCCACACCACCUUGUCUGUUGCUGGAACGAGCACAGCCUCUUCAGCCAAUUCCUCGUAUUAUGGUUCCUCCGUAUUGAUUAAUGCUGAAAAUAAUAUUAAACAAACUCAUCUUGAAACCGUUUCACCCGAUGUUAGCCAACUUGUAAAUCAAGGUGAUCAGAAUGAUCAUGUUGUCGUUGCUGAAAAUGAUACUAACAGCACCAUCUUGGACGAGAACGAUGAAGACAAUGAAAGUGAUGAUGCUGUAGUGUUCCUAUGCCAAAUUAACCGUUCUCACGACGACUCUGUCAGCGAUACAAGUGGUCCUCGACGACGUGAUCACAAGUCACCAAGCACAGCUCGUGCCUUUCGAAACAUUGAUUCUCAAAGAUUGGUAUCAGAGGAAGAAUCUAUGGAUGACGUUUUGGACGAGGACAUGAACGAGAGUGAAUCUGAGGAGGAAGCAAAUUCCAUUGUCACAGACACGCCAUCAUCGAAAAAUUCAUAUCGGCCACAACAGAAAAAGAAGAACAAAAAAAACCGUGCUGACGAACUGAAAGAGAGAUUGAGAGGAAUCAAAGGAAUUAUUAAAAAGAAGAACAACAGAAAAUAUCAAAACAAGAAACAUCAUGAAAGAAUCCGGGAACAAAAUAUAGACAAAGUCCCUGGUGUACAUCAUGUCACACCCUCAGAUACUCAUUCACAGCAGCUUCCUUCUUUUGUUCUUCAACAUGCUACACCACCAGGGGCUCAACUCAUUCAGGUUUCGGCUCCUCCGUUCGUACCACAAAUGCCACCUUCCUCUCAGCAUGGCGAACCUAUGCCACAUCCCCUUGCAUCGUUGUUUCCACCAACAACAACAACACCAGCUUUGGAGAGUUUUCAGUACCAAGCCAUGUCGCAGUUCUCACAACAUCCUCAACAAGUGGAAGCAAUACCACCCCCAUCACAUUCUCAACCAUCGACGUCAACUAAUGAGCAAAUUAACGAGCAAGCACUAUCUGUGAAACGAGAAAGUAUGAAACUCUUAAAAGAGAAUUACGGCGAAGACCGUUUGGUUCACGACACUAUUUCAUUGAUUCGUAGAAUGCGGCACGUUCCUGAACAAUAUAUGGAACCCAUUUUAAAACGAACAAUUAAGGAGAAGAACGGGAACAUAUUUAACACCGAAGAUACCGAUUAUUAUCUUCUUUGUGAGCUUGAAAAAAGUGAUUACUAUACCAAAAAAGAGCUUGACAGAUGUUGGAACGCCGAUUGCAAACAAACCGAGGGCUGGAAAAAAGUCUCUCGUGAAUACCCAGGCUUAAAGAACUAUAUCAUGCCACCCAAAAUUACCCAUUCGCAAGUGUACACGGCUAUCAAAAAGCACCCAGACUUACAAGAUAAAUUUAAGUGA